UUCCUCACAGACUCGAAUCCCUGGGGGCUCUCCGGAAUUCUAGACUCUGAUGAUUCUCCGACAGAGAUAUGCCUCAGAAAUACUCCUUGUUUCCUAGUACUGUGCACCAAACAAGUCCUUCUCUUGGGAUUCUUUUCGAAAGAAAAAUUGAGACGGCAAUGACUGUUUCCGGGAGGAGCUGAGAUAAACGGUCACUUCCGGCAGCGAGAGGCCUCCUGACCCGGGAUGGAGGAGUUGCUCGAGGCGGGGAAGGGCCUGCCGCCCGCCGCUGAGUCGCACCUCAGCCCGACCUCAGAACGGAGCCCGCCGGGAGCUGGUGGGGCCCAGGACAGCCCGCCUACACCGACUCGAGCCCUCCUCGCCCUGCAGAGCCUCCCCCGGGGCUUAGCCCUGGGUCCCUCGCUGGCAGAGGAGCGGCGCUGGGGUGUGUGGUGCGUCGGGGAGCCGCUGCAGCCUGGACUGGCAUGGGGGCCGCUGGAAGAGCAGAGCGUCUGUGAGGGGGAGAAACCGAGGCAGGAGGACCUGUUGCCAGGCCCGUGGGGAGACGUGCGUGCUUGUGAGCUCAGCACAGGCUGGACCAGCUGGGUGCGACGGGGCAGGCUGGAGAGCGAGGGAAACGUGGCCCCUGUGCGCAUCCAGGAGCAACUGCACCUGCAGGUUCAGCAGGUCGUGCUGCCGGGCUUCGAGCUGCUGCUGUGGCCCCAGCCGCCCUCUCGGGGCCCGCAGCCCACUCCACCGGAACUAGGAAAAGCAGUAGCCACUGUGGUGGCGGCCACUGGGGCAGAGGCUGCUGAACAAGAAGUGGUCUCCCCCAAAGAGGAUGCGGCUGGACUGUGCACAGAACCCAGCCCUGCAUCACCUCCCGGCAGCCUUCAGGCCCCAGCCCAGGAGCAGCUGUCCCAAGAUGGCCCUGCGCUUCAAGAUGGUGCCCCCGGGGAGGCGCGUGGUCUGCAGGCACAGGUGCUGCCCGAGCCUCAGGGCUCCUCGACUCCCACGGAAGACAGCUUCCUGGCAGCCCCCGGGGGUGCCUGGCCCAGCGAUGCCCACAGCACCGAGAAGUUGCAUAGCCCUAGUGAGCAGAACCCACCUUGCAUGAAGACCUCGGAUCCUGGAGCCCAGGACACCAGCCACGCUGCAAGCUCCCCGCAACAGGGGCGACGGUACCGCUGUGGAGAGUGCGGCAAGGCCUUCCUGCAACUGUGCCACCUGAAGAAGCAUGCCUUUGUGCACACGGGCUACAAGCCCUUCCUGUGCACCGAGUGUGGCAAGAGCUACAGCUCCGAGGAGAGUUUCAAAGCUCACACACUGGGCCACCGCGGCGUGCGGCCCUUCCCAUGCCCACAGUGUGACAAGGCCUAUGGCACCCGGAGGGACCUCAAGGAGCACCAGGUGGUACAUUCUGGCGCUCGGCCCUUCGCCUGUGACCAGUGUGGCAAGGCUUUCGCCCGCCGACCCUCCCUGAGGCUACAUCGCAAGACCCACCAGGUGCCGGCUGCCCCCGCCCCGUGUCCGUGCCCAGUGUGCGGGCGGCCCCUGGCCAACCAGGGCUCCCUGCGGAACCACAUGCGGCUGCACACGGGGGAGAAACCCUUCCUGUGCCCGCACUGUGGCCGCGCCUUCCGCCAGCGCGGCAACCUGCGCGGGCACCUGCGCGUGCACACUGGCGAGCGGCCGCACCGCUGCCCACACUGCACCGACGCCUUCUCCCAGCUGCCGGAGCUGCGGCGCCAUCUCAUCUCGCACACAGGCGAGGCACACCUGUGCCCCGUGUGCGGGAAGGCCCUCCGAGACCCGCACACCCUGCGUGCUCACGAGCGCCUGCACUCGGGCGAGAGGCCCUUCCGGUGUCCACAGUGUGGCCGCUCCUACACGCUGGCCACCAAGCUGCGGCGCCACCUGAAGUCGCACCUGGCGGACAAACCCUACCGCUGCACCACCUGCGGCAUGGGCUACACCCUCCCGCAGAGCCUCAAGCGCCACCUGCUCAGUCACCGGCCCACGCCUCCUGCUGCGGCUGCUACGGUGGUGCUCCUGCAGACUGAGCCCCAACUGCUGGGCGCCAGCAGCGAGGCAGCUGCCUCCCCAGCUGGGGCCAUCGUAGAGGUCACCGACUCUGAGAGCCCAAAGUGCGCAGCCGGGACCGAGGAGCCGGACCCCGCCGCCGGCCUGGUGCUCCUGCCCAACGACUUGGGCUUGGGGGCCUGGGCGGAAGUGGUGGAGGUGGAGACGGGCACCUGACGUCAUCACUGUGUCCCCACCCCCCUUGACACUCGCUAUAAAGAUGUAUUUUUCAA
Ochotona princeps (American pika) is the source of this 2294-nucleotide messenger RNA. It is a transcript of the gene ZNF408, whose product is annotated as zinc finger protein 408. The transcript has 5 exons. The record is from RefSeq and is a predicted model, not a curated record. The coding region runs from base 226 to 2238 and encodes 670 amino acids. NCBI's taxonomy places the organism in Eukaryota, Metazoa, Chordata, Mammalia, Lagomorpha, Ochotonidae.